AUGUCAUUGAUGUGUCAUCUUUUUCAAAAACAAGUGCCGAUCUUGCACUGUUGCAUUCGAACAUGUAUUGAUCUUCUCGUUCAUGAUAAUGUGGAAUUACGAAAGUAUGCCGUCAAAAGCAUUGUGGCAAUUUGUCGGUUGCAAAAGCCUCCUCGUAUUUAUAUAGAAAAAUCUCUGAACGAAAUUCUUCAGAAUCAAGGUCAAUCAUCAGCAACUGUCAUCAACGAUGAAUAUCAUCCUGGAGAUCGAGAAGAUAAUGCAUGGGUAACAGUCGAUGGCUAUGUUCCACCUGAAACACAAAUCGAAUGGGAACAAGCCUGUUUCUUGGACAAAUCAUUCCAUGGCUACAACACAUGGCCCAAGAUGAUCAAAUAUUCAAUAAAUAAACGAGAACGUUACUCACAAAAUAAUAUGACGGAACAAGCAGCUAUCUUAUAUGAUCGACUUAUGGAUAGAAAUUUCGUUAAACAAUUGGCACAGUUCCUGAUAUUGGGCGACGACGAUGAUAAUGAUCAGACAAUGUUCGAUACAACUCGUUUUGCGAUGUUCAAGGUAAAUACAACGAAUAUGGAAGAUAAUUGUACCAAAUCCAAAACGAUUUUGGGAAGUUUUAUGUAG
Molecule: messenger RNA, 618 nt
Organism: Rotaria sp. Silwood2
Lineage: Eukaryota; Metazoa; Rotifera; Eurotatoria; Philodinida; Philodinidae
Source: the annotation of a GenBank genome assembly